UCCGGGAUAUUAUACAAUGUAUAUCAUACCAAACGCUUAAAUGUGUGUAUAAUUGGUAUUAUCUGAUAAAAGUGAGAGAGAAUAUCGAGGGAGUGAGGGGUAUCCUGAUAUGAGCGGUGUGGCAAUAUGGUCUAUGUGGGGUUUUCGCAAAGUCUUCUUUUGAAAAGUGGUGCCCGGCUAUGAAAACAUUGUCAAAACGGAAGAGUAGGAAACUAUAAAAAGAUACAGAUAUUAUGUGCUUCAACGGGGGCAGCAGAUUGGUUUUGGUUGCUUCAAUGUCCUCUAUGAAGGAGACAAAGAGGAAAGUCUCCGUUUCUCCAGGGGAGAUAUUAGUCGCCUCUUCCGACAUUUAAUGGGAUACAGAGGCAUAUUCUCUCUCUAAACCUGCAGGAGUAAUUUUCCUUGUACUUGUUAAAUGUAUCUACUGUCCAUAUACAAUAUAAACAAAGAGAAAUUUACGUCGACGUUUUGCGUAUUCUUCACAAACAUAAAUGAUCAGAGCGGUAUUACAACAUUGAUCAACGAAGCAACGAAUAAAUCGAUACAUCACACAAAAAUCUAUAGAGAUUUCCAGAUGACGUACACAUUUCUAUUUCCGUUGAACUUUGACCGCAUACCUUACAUAAAACAUCUUCAACGGAAUGUCAAGACUGUAAUGCAAUUAUCGAUACCAGUGGUAAAGCUCGGAGUGGAAUCUUAAGCCUGGUAAUUAGUCUUCGGUUCGAAAAGGUCAAAUUUGAAAUCAGUUGAGGAGACUGACCACCAACAUGACAAAGGCAUCACCAAAUUGACAUUUAAGUGACCAAUGCCGUGACCAUGGGCUGGACGUUACUGAAAAUGGACAAAAUGAAAUCACGUUUGACGAAGAAGAGUAAGAGGGAUAGUGUCAGCACACAGGAGAAAGGAUUCUCGCUACCGAGGCUUAAAACAAGUGACAAGUUCCACGUGGCCUUCACGCGCUCGGACACGGAGUUCUUAACAAUAGCAGUCAAGAAAAGAACCUCACAGAAAGUCGUUUCAGUUUGGCAGUCUCGUGGAAACGCCAAAGAGGCAAGGAGACGGAGAAAUUACUACACUAAAUUAUGUCAAAAGGUCAAGGUCAUCCCUGUACGUAGGGUCAUGGGUCAGAUUGGAGGACCUCACAUGUCUGUCCGAGAUCAUUGCCUCGGAGGCAGAGAAAUCAGAGCCAUCUGUAAAACAAUGAGGGGGGAUUGGUGUCUCGGUACACUGGACCUGUCCGGAAACAUCAUGUCCACACGAGAGGGACGCUAUGUCCAGGAGGUGCUGAUGUCCACUCCUAAACUAACCACACUGGCUUUAGAUGAUUGUGAACUGGACAGUGAGACUCUAGAUGACCUGUCCAAAUGUCCAGCUGUCUGUCAGCUCCAACACCUUAGUCUGGCAGGUAAUCGUAUACAGGACAAAGACAGUGGGUCUAUAACACGCAUUAUACAGAACUGCAAGGCACUAAGACACUUCAACUUGAGCCAUAAUGCGUUUGAAGCGGAUGGGUGCAGAAUGCUGGGUCAGGCGAUCGAGGAAAACACCAGCAUUAAAGAACUUGACCUUAGCUGGAAUCACAUCCGGGGACGUGGCAGUAUAUACAUAUCACGUGGUAUACAGUACAACACCUGUAUCACGGACAUCAACCUGGCCUGGAACGGCUUUGGGUUCGAGGGCUGUUCGGCCAUGUCCGAGGCUUUACGUCACAACACGACACUGACGAAGUUAAAUCUGGCCUGCAAUAGGGUCCAUCCUCCAGCAAUGCUGGAACUGACCAGAGGUAUCUGUGUAAACAAGUGCCUUCUCGUGCUGGACCUAAGUAACAACCCCAUCACGCCCAUAUAUACUACCAUCCUUAUCAACGCCAUUAAGAAAAGUCCAGAGAUGUCGCUAGAACUACUGCGUCUUGAGAAAAUUGUGGUUGAUAAACCAUUUGUAGAUACAUUAACCGAGUUGAGGAAACAGCGCGGUUUCGAGGCUGUUUACGAAUUGGCACUUCCGGUAAAGAGCAUCUCCGAGGACAAGAUGCGGAAGGAAAUCCAGGCUCCGUCUGUAUUUAACAUGGACCCACUUAAGUUGCUGUACAUGCUCAAGGAGAAGAACCGUGCCCAGGACUUCUUUAGGCGGAUUAACAAAGACAACGACGACUCGGUGUCUCCUGAGGAAAUCAAACAGCUGUUCAAAGAAUCCGGGGUACCUGUUUCGGACAUGGUCAUUGACAAGAUCGUCAAUUUUCUGGACGAGGAUGGAGACGGACAUAUCGACAUGAGGGAGUUCCUUGCCGGAGACAAGAAGAUGAGGAAGAUGUCCAGAGACACGAGACGGACGGGAGACGAUGACAUCAACAAGUAUUCACGGUCCUUUAGGAAAGGAAACAUCGACCCGAUGACAUUCAGACUCAAGGUGUCGAACGCGCCUAACCUUCUGUCCCCCGUGCUGUCACGAGAGUCGUCUACAAGUGGCGAUUCUCAAAGGAAACUGUCUAGUUGAAACAAGCAUGUGACAUCGUGACAUGGGAAAACGGGGUUUAAAACAGAAUAUUCCGGUUGACAGUCAUGGUGGCAUCAACAGCCUUAAGCUGUGUUACAUUCGUGAUCCGAAUCCGAUUAAUCCAUAGUCUUACAAGCAGUGCAAUGAUUGUCGAACUGGAUAUCAUUCAGAACGGAUACAUUUUUUAAACAUUAUGCGGAGACGUAUAAGGUAUGAUAGAAGGGGGGCAACUCAGUUAUACUUAUUGUGUGUAAGACUGUUGGCGACCUGGGAAGACCCGAUCAAAAUAGAAAGUGUUAGGGUAGACUAAACUGACUCUCUAUGCUUACAGAACCAAUAAAUAUGCCUGGUUGAAUUGUGGCGGUGAAAAUAGACCAAUAUCAGAUGUUAUCAUUUUGAUUGAUACAUACAUGUAUAUAUACAAUGUAAUCUACGAAAACAAAUAAUGUUUUAUACAAUAAACAAUAAAAUUGAUGAUACUAACAGACAAAUGUUAGCCGUUAUUGGUCAAUGUUAAAAAAACAUCAGCCAUAAUUAUGUCGAGGUAGCAUAUUAUGCCAGGGGCGUUUCUAGGAUAUUUGAAAGAGGGGGCGUAGAAUCAAAUCUUUCGCCGA
Molecule: messenger RNA, 3107 nt
Organism: Mizuhopecten yessoensis (Yesso scallop)
Lineage: Eukaryota; Metazoa; Mollusca; Bivalvia; Pectinida; Pectinidae
Product: leucine-rich repeat-containing protein 74B-like
Exons: 12
Coding region: 817-2493 (558 amino acids)
Biological process (GO): activation of GTPase activity; nucleocytoplasmic transport
Cellular component (GO): cytosol; perinuclear region of cytoplasm; nucleus
Molecular function (GO): GTPase activator activity; small GTPase binding; calcium ion binding
Source: RefSeq, a predicted model, not a curated record